Messenger RNA from Raphanus sativus (radish), 497 nucleotides. RefSeq names its product defensin-like protein 3. The record is from RefSeq and is a predicted model, not a curated record. Gene Ontology annotation, biological process: defense response. The coding region runs from base 47 to 286 and encodes 79 amino acids. Lineage: Eukaryota; Viridiplantae; Streptophyta; Magnoliopsida; Brassicales; Brassicaceae. The transcript is spliced from 2 exons.
AACAUAAAACAUACAUACAUUGAAACAAAAAAAGAGUUAUAUAGUCAUGGCUAAGUCUGCUACCUUGAUCACCCUUCUCUUUGCUGCUCUUGUUUUCUUUGCUGCUUUUGAAGCACCAACAAUGGUGGAAGCAAAGUUGUGCGAGAGGCCAAGUGGGACAUGGUCAGGAGUUUGUGGAAACAACAAAGAGUGUAAGAAUCAGUGCAUUCGACUUGAAGGAGCACGACAUGGAUCUUGCAACUAUGUUUUCCCUGCUCACAAGUGCAUCUGCUACUUCCCAUGUUGAUAAUUACCAAAUAUAUUUGGAGUUAAAGUGUGUGUAUUCUCAUAAAAUAAGUCAUGUGUCAUUCUAUGAGUGACCUAAUUAUGACAUGUACUAUAUAUGUUUAUGCCGGUUUGCUAUAAUAAUGUAAUAUUCUUGUUUCUUCUUGUCCAUGUUUGUCUUCAACGUGGGCAUAAGGAGUGAGAACUUUUCAAUAAGAACACCCCACACGACU